ACGAGACACGGGGCAUCCAUCGUCACAGCGAAAUCGCCUUGUUCCGGAGCUGAGAUCGAGACUGCGAUGCAAAGAAGUGCAUCGGAGUAAAGUUAAAGUGAUUUGUUUUCUGUGAAACAACGGUUUUCUGCAAUCGUCCAUCGUCCCCAGACCGGAAUUAGCAAGUAACCAUGGUGACCGAAACGAUCAAAGAAGAGCCGGUAGGCAACGAAGCAGGCGAAUCGAAGAAAGCAGCCAAGAAGCUGGCCAAGGAGGCUCAAAAGGCGCAAAAGAAAGCGGAACAUAAGGCAGCCGCCGCUGCCGCUUCCGGUGCGCCCGACGAUGGUUCCAACGAGGAUGCCGCCGACUACGCCGCUGCCCGGUACGGAACGAUGAAAAUGAUUCAAAGUGUGGAGAAACAUGCGGAGCGCAAGUUCGUCAAGGUUUCCGAGCUGGUCCAGUGUCAACGUGAUGCGGAAGUGUGGGUACGGGGCCGUGUGCACACGUCCCGUUGCAAAGGCAAACAGUGCUUCCUGGUGCUGCGCCAGCAGAGUAGCACGGUCCAGUGUUUGCUCGCCGUCAACGAGACCGUGUCGAAGCAGAUGGUCAAAUUUUCCGGCAGCAUUCCACGCGAAAGCAUCAUCGAUCUGAGGGCACGCGUGAUUCCCGUCGAACAGCGGAUCGAAUCGUGCACGGAGCAGACGCUCGAACUGCACGUACUCGAGCUGUUUCUGCUGUCGGCGGCCAAAGCACAACUACCGUUGCAAAUCGAAGAUGCUUCCCGGCCAGAAAAGUCCGACGAUCCGGAAGCGCUGAAAAUUCGCGUCAACCAAGACACCCGGUUGGACAACCGUGUGCUGGAUUUGCGUACUCCAGCAAAUCAGGCCAUCUUCCGGCUGGAGGCCGGUGUUUGUAAGCUGUUCCGCGAUGUCUUAACGGCCAAGGGUUUCAUCGAAAUCCACACUCCGAAGAUCAUCUCGGCCGCCAGCGAGGGUGGAGCGAACGUUUUCACGGUCAGCUACUUUAAAGAUUCUGCAUAUUUGGCUCAAUCGCCCCAGCUGUACAAACAGAUGGCCAUUGCGGCCGAUUUCGACAAGGUGUUUACGGUCGGGGCCGUGUUUCGUGCCGAGGACUCCAACACUCAUCGGCAUUUGACCGAGUUUGUCGGUCUCGAUCUUGAGAUGGCCUUCAAGUACCACUAUCACGAGGUACUCGACACUAUCGGUAACACGUUCACCGAAAUCUUCAAGGGACUACGUGAUAGCUACGCGAAAGAGAUUGCCGCCGUCGGUCAGCAGUACAAUGUGGAACCGUUCAAAUUUCUGGAACCGCCGCUGAAGCUGGAAUUCGCGCAAGCCGUAGCGAUGCUGCGCGAAGCUGGCGUCCAGAUGGACGACGAGGAGGAUUUGUCGACGCCGAGCGAAAAGCUACUCGGCCGUCUGGUAAAGGCAAAGUACGACACGGAUUUCUACAUCCUCGACAAGUUCCCGCUGGCCGUGCGACCGUUCUACACGAUGCCCGAUCCGACGAAUUCGCGCUAUUCCAACUCGUACGACAUGUUCAUGCGCGGCGAAGAGAUUCUGUCUGGGGCGCAGCGAAUACACGAUCCGGACUAUCUGAUCGAACGCGCGAAGCUGCACGCCAUCGAUUUGUCCAAGAUUGCCGCCUAUAUUGAUGCAUUCCGGUACGGGUGCCCACCGCACGCCGGCGGUGGUAUCGGUAUGGAGCGAGUGGUGAUGCUGUACCUUGGGCUGGACAACAUUCGCAAAACGUCCAUGUUCCCGCGCGAUCCGAAACGCUUGACACCGUAAGAGGUGGUUUGGAAGCAGAAAGUGCAGCACCAUGGUCCAUGGAUGGCGGGGACACACGCACAUCAAAAGACAACUGACUGAAAUUCCACUAAGGUGUGGUGUCUAGGGGGAGUAGUCGGGGUCCUUAAGCGAAGACGAAGGAAGCGCGCGGAUAUCAAUAUCGAAUUGCGGGAAUAAAACGGCAAAACAACGCA
Anopheles aquasalis is the source of this 1984-nucleotide messenger RNA. It is a transcript of the gene AspRS, whose product is annotated as aspartyl-tRNA synthetase. Lineage: Eukaryota; Metazoa; Arthropoda; Insecta; Diptera; Culicidae. The record is from RefSeq and is a predicted model, not a curated record. Gene Ontology annotation, cellular component: cytoplasm; cytosol; aminoacyl-tRNA synthetase multienzyme complex. Gene Ontology annotation, molecular function: ATP binding; RNA binding; aspartate-tRNA ligase activity. Gene Ontology annotation, biological process: aspartyl-tRNA aminoacylation.